This is a messenger RNA of Prorocentrum cordatum, 3507 nucleotides long. The record is from the annotation of a GenBank genome assembly. Lineage: Eukaryota; Dinophyceae; Prorocentrales; Prorocentraceae.
CGGACAGCAGCGGCGGAUAGCGGACAGUGAGAGGAGGGUGCUUCUUCAGGUUUUUGGCACCUCCUGGCCUCGGGGGAGGGGCUCCCCGUGGCCUUGGCUGGACGCAGCCCGGAGAGCUGGGACCGCACGGCGUCCAGGAGAACCUCCUGCCCUGAGACCCGACGUCGCGAAGAGACAGCAGCAUCGUCAAGAAUCACGACCAGAGCCCCAGACCCUAUCCUUCUGCGGCAUUUCUCAAGCCGGAUCGAUGUGUGAGGACCCCAGGGCCCGAAACUGGGCGAAAAGGCCUUGCGUGAAAAGUUGCAAAGCCCCGGUCUCAGGGUGGGAUUGGUUUGGGAGCGAGAGUUGGGCGGGAUUUGCCGAGACCUCCAGGCGCCUCGCCACGACGGCAGGUGGGGCCAGAAGUGGCUGCGAGACACGCUGACCUGCACGCUCCGUGCGGUCGCUCCGUGGGCUCUCGGGCUGCUGGCCACGCUGGCGCUGGCGGGGCUGGUGCUCCCGCUGGUCCGGUCCUGCCUGGAGCUCUGGGCCGGCGCAGGCCGGGGGGAGGAGUCGCCCGUGGCAGACUGGGUCGUCGCGAUGGCCAUUGCCUUGGGCACGAACGCCUCCGCGCUCGCGCUCGCCGCGGGCAUGGCGGAGAUGUCGUUCCUGCCGACAAAGGCCAUAUUGCAGCUCGAGAGGAAGGACGAGACGGAGCAGGUGCGGGAGCAGCUGCAACUGCUCAUGAACUGCGGCGACAGUCUACGCAACCUCGACGUCUGCAAUUUCCUUAACUUUGGCAUGGCGACGUACCACAACUCUUCGGAGACGCAGAAGGAGGGCAGCUGUUUCUGCCGCCGGCACGAGUCUGCGGAGGCGUAUUUCAGGGGGUCGCAUUACCAGCGCCUGUCGCUCUUCUGCUGCACCAUGGACUGCCGCUGCAGGCGCAGGCGUGGCUGCGGCAACAGCGGCCGCCGGGCCGGGCUCCAGGAGCGUUGGCUGGUGCUCCGCAAGGACGGGCUGGCGCUGUUCUCCUCCGUGAUGGACAAGGACCCUACGGACAUGCUCUUCUUCGACACCAGCUUCUCGCUGUUCCGGGACGACGAGGACCGCGUGCUGGUCUGUGGGGCCUCGUGGGUGCUGGAGCUCGAGUUCGGCGGGCGCCAGGCGGCGCGCCGGCGGAGCUGCCAGAGCUGGUGCAGCGCCGUGACCCUCGCCGCCCAGCUGUCGCCCCGCACGAAGGAGCAGCGGUUCGGCUCUUUUGCUCCAGUGAGGCAGCCCGCGGAGUCCAAGAAGGGCGACCGACACACGCUGCGGCUGAGCAAGGCGAGGUACUUGGUGGGGGGCUCCGCGUCCUUCCGCAAGAUCGCGGAGGCCAUCCUUCUCGCCGAGCACGAGAUCUUCGUGUUGGGUUGGUUCGUCACGCCGCACUUGCCGCUGGUUCGGGAGGGUGAGCCGCUGCCUGGCGGGGCCGACCCUCGACUCUCCAGGCUGCUGCGCGGCGCGGCCAACCGCGGCGUCAGGGUAUUCGUGCUCCUCUAUCACGAGACAGGCGGAAUCGUCCCGAACGACUCGGAGUGGGCGGAGGCAGAGCUGCUGCACCGCAACGUCUCCGUCGUGCGCCACAGGAGCCGCUUCGACAUCAAUCGGCUUUGGUCGCACCACGAGAAAGUGGUAGUGGUGGACCAGCAGUUAGCCUUCCUUGGAGGCAUCGAUCUGUGCCUAGGACGCUACGACGACGCGCGGUACCGGCUUCGGGACGUUGGUAAUCAGAUUUGGGACGGCCAAGACUAUUCGAACCCACGCAUCAAGGAUUUCGUCAACGUCCGCAGCGCCGGCGCCAGGGACACCUUGGACCGCUGCCACCAGCCCCGCAUGCCCUGGCAAGACGUGCAGUGUGCCCUGCUGGGACGGCCCGCCCGGGACGUGGCCCGUCACUGCAUCGAGCGGUGGAACCACGCCAAGUCCAUGAGCCCACAGUACGCAGGCUUGCCGACAGCACUGCUCCACCGCAAGGUCGCGGUGUGCAACGACAAGCUGGUGGAUCUCGUGUCGGAAGCGGGCGACACUUGCUGGCCAGAAGCGUGUGGGCAGUGGCACGAGUGCACCGCCCAGGUGGUGCGCUCCGUGGGGCGCUGGAGCGCCGGCACGCGGGCUGAGUCCUCCGCGCACGCCGCGUACUGCGACUUGAUCCAGGGCGCCGAGCGCUUCGUGUACAUCGAGAACCAGUUCUUCUGCUCGGGCCUGGACGGCGACGAUAUGAUCGGCAACCGCGUGGCGGAGGCCAUCUACCGCCGCAUCGUGAAGGCCCACGAGAAGAACGACAGAUUCCACGUCAUGAUCGUGUUGCCGCUCCUGCCCGCGCUGGAAGGCCCCAUCUCCGCCAGCACCCCGUCGCACUGCCAGAACGUCAUGCACUGGCAGUACCGAACUUUCCGGGUCCUGCGGCAGAGCCUGCGUGACGCUGGCGUGGACGUCCCGUCCGUCCUCGCCGUGUACGGCCUCAGGACGCACGAGAAGUUGGUGGACAACGAGCCCCCAGUCACGGAGGAGGUCUACGUGCACUCCAAGGUGAUGGUCGUCGACGACAGGGUCGCGGUCGUGGGUAGCGCGAACGUGAACGACAGGUCGUUGCUCGGGACCAGGGACUCGGAGGUUUGCGUGGUGCUCCGUGACGCCGGCCAUUCCGCGCAGAGACCGGCCGGCCUGGCAGCGGGCCUGCGGAAGGCCUUGUUCGCCCGCCAUUUAGGCUGGAGCGCGGAGGAGCUGGACUGCAAGUUCUCGGACCCAGCCAGCGAGGAGUCCCUCGGCGAAAUACGGCGCGUUGCCAAGCAGAACACCGAGAUAUACGAGGAGCUGUUCGAGGCGCUGCCCUCGGACCGCGUCCGCUCCUGGUCCGAGCUGUCCGCGCGCCGCUCGAAGGGCUAUCAGGAGGAGACCGGCCAUGCGCUGCCCGCCUCGCCGCGCCCGCCGAUGCGCGACUACACGCGGAUACCCAGCUUGUUGGAGGCCGAGAGGCUUUCAGAAGUGCAGGGGCACAUUGUGGAGUACCCGAUCGAUUUUCUCGUAGAGGAGGACUUGUCCCCAGGCACGCUGUCGGUGGGCGGACUGGCGCCCGAUUGCUUCACGUGAGCCUCCCCAGAGCCUGACAACCAACCGCAGAAGGAAUGGUAGGCCAUGGGGCGCGGGGCGUGCUUAUUCAAAGCGCCAGCGCUACAGCUUGGAGCACACGUUUUAGCUGCCGGCCCUUCUUUAUUGAGCGGCAUUUCCCAUCUCCAUAUUUCUUCCUUGCGCUACAGCACGUCAGUUCUACAGCCACUGUGCUCCGUGCGCUACAGCACGACAGUACGACAGCUACUAUGCUACAGUGCACGCGCAUAUCGCUGGGCGACUUGUGCAUAAUUCUCCUAGCGUCGAGCCAACCUGUACAGACCAAGCAGGCCGCAGCGUACAGCCCGGCGAACGUUGGUAUGUCUUUCUGUUCCUCCUCCUUCGUCCUCCUCCUCCUCUUCCUCCUCCUCCUCCUCC